Messenger RNA from Paramecium tetraurelia, 342 nucleotides. RefSeq lists its product as uncharacterized. The transcript has a single exon. Lineage: Eukaryota; Ciliophora; Oligohymenophorea; Peniculida; Parameciidae. The record is from RefSeq and is a predicted model, not a curated record.
AUGAUUAAUUUAUUCAUAACCAAAAAUGAAAUAAUGGAGGAGAAAGGAGGAAGAAGGCUUAGGAGAAAAAAAUAUUUGAAAGAUCUAUUAGAAAAGUUCAUCGAAGAGAAUGGAAUCUACACGGGGUAAAAAUACAUUAAUUUAAAUCUAAGUUGUAGAUAUAUUGGAACAUUUUAAAAAAUUUCUAGGGAGUAAUCAGUAAAUGUGAAAAGAUUAAGAGCGCAUUAGAAAGGAUUAGAAUUUUGGAUACAUAAAUUAAAGAAAACUAUAAUAAAUCUUUAAACUAUUGCUGAAAUUUUCAUAUUUAUUUUGGAGAGAAUUCUGAAAAUGGAAAGAGGAUGA